Molecule: messenger RNA, 2179 nt
Organism: Bemisia tabaci
Lineage: Eukaryota; Metazoa; Arthropoda; Insecta; Hemiptera; Aleyrodidae
Product: facilitated trehalose transporter Tret1
Biological process (GO): transmembrane transport
Cellular component (GO): membrane
Molecular function (GO): transmembrane transporter activity
Source: RefSeq, a predicted model, not a curated record
UGUCAAAUCGUGGCAUGACCCUUCUGCCGACUUAUGAUUUAAAUUUUCAUGAAAUUGUAUAUAAGCUCUACCUGAUCAUUUUGGUUAGGAAGAGAGGUAACCAAUUCCCUUAGUUCUUUACUCUCCUACGCACAACAUGAAGAGAAACGUCCUUGUUGCGGUAAUGAGCCUCGGGUAAGAAUUCCAACUUCUAAUUAAUUCGAGCUCUUCCGAUCGCUUACACAACAUCACGAUGGACACACGAAAGCGUCAGUAUCGACGGGGCAGAGCUUAGCCCACUAAUUCUCGAUGGGUAAGUGGGAGCAAUUGAGCUCAAUCAGGGGAAAGAGGAGAGGGGGUUAACAACCGCGCGGAGAGGAUGAUAAAAAUAAGCCGAGAUGGGAGACAAAACUCAAAUAAGACAAUUACCGAUCAGUCAAUAUUAGUAUCCGAAUGAUUUCACAUGUGUAACAGAACUUUCGCUGAGGCCCCAUCAUGUUGACACUCACAUUCAGCGGAACGCAGCGGCAGCUGCUCGCGGCCUUUAUCUCGACGAUUUCCCUUUUCAUGCUGGGCUCGAUGAUGGGCUGGCCGGCCCCGACGCUGAAACUCCUCCGGGAGCCGGACUCAUCGCUGCACUUGACCCCCUCGGAGGAGGCGUGGGUGGUGAACGCCCUGUACUUCACGACGAUACUGAGCCCGUUACCCAGCGGGGCACUCAUGAACGCCAUCGGCCGGAAGGCGACCAUGCUCGCGUUGUGCGUCUUCCCCACCGCAUCUUGGGCCCUCAUCUAUUUCGGUCGGACUGCCUCCGUCCUCUUGGCCGCUCGCGUCCUCGCCGGCUUCUGGGUCGGCGGCUGUCAGACGAUCAUGCCCAUCUAUAUCGGCGAGAUCGCUGAGCCGCGGGUACGAGGCAUCGCCGGCACCUCUAUCAUGGUGAACGCGUUCCUGGGGACGAUUUUCGUCUUCAUCGUUGGCCCCUACGUUUCGGUUCCAACGAUGGCAGUGAUGAACGGGGUGAUUCCUCCGGUCUUCUUCCUCCUCUUCUCAUUUUGCCCGGAGUCGCCCUACUACUACGUCAUGCGGGGGCGCCACGCGGAUGCGGCGAGAACCCUGGCCUGGCUCCGAGGAGGGGCGCCCAUCGAGAGUGAGCUGACCUCCAUACAGACCUCCAUACAGACCUGCAUAGAGAGGGAGGCCAGGGCCGGCCAAGGCUACUUCAAUAAAAUGCUAAGCAUCGUCACCGUCCCCGCAAAUCGGAAGGCCUUCUUCAUCGUCGAGUUCAUGAACUUCUUGCAGAGGUUUUCCGGGUUCAGCUGCCUGAGCGCUUUCUCGACCGUCAUCCUGCCGGCCCACGCCGGCCCCUUGACCGCCGACCAGUGCACCCUCCUCCUGGGCGCCGCCUGGCUCAUCUCCUCCCUCUGCUGCUCGGCCCUGAUCGACCGACUCGGUCGCAAGCCCCUCCUCUACUUCUCCAGCCUCGGCAUCCUGGUCUCCAUGCUCCCGACGGCCGUCUGGUACUACCUCGACCGCGAGACCUCCACUGACGUCCGCGAGGUCGAGUGGGUCCCCUUCGCCGGGUUCCUCCUCUUCGGCCUCACCUUCUCCGCCGGUCUCGGCUCCAUCGGCCCCGCCAUCGCCGGCGAGAUGUUCCCCAGCCACCUCAAGGGCCAGGCCUCGGCCCUGACCACCAUCACGGCCGCCGCGUCGUCGACGCUCAGUAUCGCGCUGUUCUCUGCCUUGGAUGCUCGCGUCGGGAUGUACGCCAAUUUCUUGAUAUUCGCCGCCGUUGGGCCUGUCAGUGGGGUCUUCACGUAUUUCUGCGUCAUCGAGACGAAGGGGAAAUCGUUGCAGAUGAUCCAGGCUGAGUUGAACGGCGAGAAAGUUGAGAAGCCAGAGAAAAAUGGCAAGAUAUGAAAAGAUACGCAGUAAGGAAUAAGACGUCGAAUGGGACCUUCCAAAGUGCAAAACCACGUAUGUCGGUUUGCGGCGUUGCAGACUUCCUGUUAUACUUUAUUGGACAACUGGACGUAUUUCUGUCAAACGGAACUAAGCGCCAAUUUGAGUUCCUUUUGAGGAAUUUAAAAUGCCGGAUAGCGCGUUCUGUCAAACAGAACUAAGCGCCAUGGAAAAGCAUUGCAAGUAUAGGGUGGAAUGAACCCGUCGCCCGGCUCCGCCGCCAAUCCAAGCCCUCCUCUAC